UAGGUGGGCUUUGAAGAGUGCUGCACCAUCUUUCUUGUGGGCGAAAACUCCCACAAGCGAUCUUUAUGCCACCGCCUUUAACAGAAUCUUUGGAACUGAAGUUUUUCAAAAGGUUGUUGGAAACUGUAUGUCUGCAAGCAACCGGAGGAACUGGAGAUCCAGGAACCAGGCAUGAUGGAGUCAGAGGAGGAUGAGAAUGAGAAAGAGGUACAGGAGGUGAAGAAGGAAGUGAAGAUGUCAACAGUCUACCUGGAGUUAUUCCCUACUGCAGUCACUGAAGAGAAGCUUGAGGAAGCCCGGCAGAGAAAGAUCAGUCGCAUUUUCGGGCCUGCUAAGACCUUGCAACAUGUUACGAACCCCAACAAAGUGGGGACUUUUGAAGGGAUCCUGCAGAACAAAAUAGAUGAGCAUUGCAAUAAAGGCGAACAAUACUUCUCUCGGAGGGAUUGGGAAAACGCUGUCAUCUGCUAUACCAAAGCCCUUAACCUGAAUCAUAACAAGGUAGAACUGUAUGAGAAGAAGGCAGAAGCUCUUCUCCAGCUCUGCGACUUCCAGUCUGCUGCAUUGCACUUCCAGAAGGCCUAUAUAGUGUCAUCGCAUCAGGAGGAUAUCGGACACCGCUUUGCUUUCGUUUUUCACCUCCAGGGCCAGUGUCUGUAUGAGCAGAGCGCCUACCUGGAUGCCCUCGAAUCCUUCACUCGUGCCACAGAACUUCAGCCUCAGAAUAAGCUUUAUCGCAUGAGGAGCAUUGCCUGCCUCGCUGCCCUGAAAAAAUACAAUGAUUGCCUUCAGAUGAUCAAUGAAGAAGUUGCUCAGGAGAGGAAGAAUCCAGAUCUCUUUGUCCUGAGGGCUCGACUCUAUCAGUGCUUUGGAAAGGUCACGUUCUGUUUUCACAACCUCCAAGAUGCCCUUGAGUUGGACCCCGAGCACAGUGAAGCUCUGUUCAUGCUGGAGCACUUGAAGAAAGAGGCUCAGAAGUCCAAGGAGCACGCUGUGAGCAAGGCAGUGAAGGGAAACCUGAAGGGAGCCCUGGUGAAAAUCAACAAGGCCAUUGACCACAACCCCUUGCAGGCAGACUACUUCCUCUUCAGGGGAAACAUAUUGAGAAGGCUGAGAGACUUUGAUGCAGCCAUUGGCGAUUACCUCAGAGCCGUGGAGCUCAGUAAAGAGGAGGAUGGCAGUGAGAUUUGCGUGGAGGCCCAGAAGCAGGUUCUUCUCACCUAUAACGACUUUGCGGUACACUGCUAUGACAAAGGCUUCUACGAAGAGGCGGUGCUCCUCCUCAACAAAGCCAUCACGGGGGAGAAAAAUGAGAAGGGGCUCUACGUCAACAGAGGAGACUGCUUCCUUAAACUGGGUGAGCUGAAUUUUGCAAUGGCGGAUUAUCAGCAAGCCCUGGAGUUACAGCCUCUCGACCCCAGCCUCCAGAAACGAGCAGCUUGGUUGUACAAUGAGAUGGGACUGCAGGAGUUCAGGGAGAGUCGAUACUCACAGGCCGAAGCGUAUUUCUCCCAGGCUAUUGAGAAUAACCCACGUGAGCUGAAGUAUUACAUACACCGAGCCAAGGCCCGCCUGUUUCUGCAGGAGACAUUAGGAGCCAAGGAGGACUUCAUUACAGCCUUCCUGCUAGACCCCACAAGGGAGGAGAUCCACAGUCUGUCCAAUAGUUUGUUUCCAGGAGAGUCCAUACAGUCUGCCCUUGACAGUAAAAUUGGAGAGCUUGCUAAAGCUCUUCUGGACCAGAGGCUAAAAGCUUGCCCAAUAUUCGAGGCCUCAGCCAACCACAGAAGUUCAGAGUCAGAAGGAAGUAGUCCUCCCAAAGAUGUCUACAUUCAAAAUGAUGAGCUAGAAGCACCAGAGGAGGAAAAGAGGAACCAGGAAAUAGCUGCUGAAGAGAAGAGGAUGAGUGAGAAGAUAGCAAUCUGCCGGAAGAAGUCUAACAUGGUAAACAAAGAGCUUAAGGCAGCACGAUUGAACACGUCCCUGGAGCCUACCACUGUCCGCCUGGACCCUUGCCCUUGCCCGCUUGAAAAGGAGUACUCAGAAGAACCUUACCGGUGGCGGAAGUUCAGCCAAGGAAUUGGCCACUUCUAGCUCAUAUUACAACCAUUGCAUUUUUUUUGCAGUCUCGGCAUAAAGAGGUAGGCAUGAACCAGGCUGGCUGAAGGUCCAAUGCAUUUACUUACUUAAGACUACAGCCACCAGUUCUGGCAAGCACAUGGUGGAGUGGUAUUAAUCACCAAGCCGUGUGUCUUCCAUUCUGUUCCCUGUUGAUGGGAUACCAGUCCACAUAACUCCCGCCAGCUGCUGGUGCAAAACUUACCAUGUGGCUACUUCAAUUCUACAAUGAACACUUUUUCUCAGGUACAGCAGUAGUUAUUGCACAGCUCCACAUACCCAGUCAUGGAGGAAUCAGCAGCAACUUAGCAGUUGUGGGCCAAUCUGUUUUUCCCCUCUCAGAUAAAUAUGUGAACACUUAGCCCUGCCUUGUUCUGCAUACAUGGUUUAUGCACAGUAUACUUUUUGUUCAGUGCGGUAUCAGUUGAGACCUCUCGAAAACAAAACUUAUUCUGCCAUUACCAUGUUUAGUCCAGUCUAAGAGCCAUCACAUUCACUGCAAGCACAUACGAAUAUUAUUUUUUAUGUAGCCAAAGCCAUUACAAAGAAACAUACAUAACGCAGAAUGGCUGUUUGUGCCUUGACACCUGCAACUGUGUCUUAUAGGUUUGGGCUGAUUUACUGGUAAAACCUCUUAACUGUUAUGCCUAUUCAUAGACCUCCAUCUUGAAAAGAUGCAAAUUUUCUAUUCUUAAUUUGAAAUAAAAAACAAUUGUGAAGGUAGCAGGCUAUGGUCUCAUUUUAAGGAGGUUCUUAACAUAAGAUUUUAAAAACGUUAGGGGUCAUGAUAGGAGCUUCUGUCAAUGGUUUUCCUCAAGCGAUACCCCAGGAAAGUACUCUCAGGCCCAUGACCGUCCCUUCCUCUGAAGCCUGAAUAUGCAGAAAAAACUUGUCUGUAACACAAGCCUUUCAGAGAGAAAGUUCCAGGGGCUUUUUGCAAAUUACUAAGUGGCAAUAAAUCAGGAGACUAUGUAUUCUGGUUUGGAUCUAGGACUGCACAAAGAAUCUUUCCCAUCUCCUCCUGCCCUAUGUUGUCUCUGAAAAGCCUUGCCAGAGUUUUGGAGCAGGGACCCACUAAAAAAUAUGUCUUGUGUUGUAAUGGGGCUGGAUUUGGGAAGAGUAAGGCAAAGGGACCCCUGACCAUUAGGUCCAGUCGUGACCGACUCUGGGGUUGCAGCGCUCA
This is a messenger RNA of Zootoca vivipara (common lizard), 3301 nucleotides long. RefSeq names its product tetratricopeptide repeat domain 16 (gene TTC16). NCBI's taxonomy places the organism in Eukaryota, Metazoa, Chordata, Lepidosauria, Squamata, Lacertidae. The record is from RefSeq and is a predicted model, not a curated record. Gene Ontology annotation, molecular function: protein binding.